CGUAAAAAUACGUUUCGUAAAAAACACGAAAUGCAUCUGUAUUUUAAACUAUUAUUUUAAAUACGUAUAUGUCAAACAUGUGGAGUAAUUUCUAAAUGGAUUUUUCGAGAUUCUCCAGAGCCCGUGCAAAGAUAACUUUUAUGUCGAAAGCGCCGCUGCUGCCACCUUUGGACUGAGCACGCACUCGCGCGGCACGGCGCUGACGGUCCUUCCGUACAGGAGUCUUGGAUACCAGAUGUGUGCACGAUUUGCCCGAAGUAGACUCCACUAACAAAAAUCGAGACGAAAGAAAAUGAAGAACAAACGGAAACAUGCCGUACUGUUGUGGAUGCUGGUGUGCUCUGGCUUGGCAGAAGCUAUUGAGCCCAUAAGUACCAGCAUAGCCGUGGGCAUGGCAGCGGCUCUCACUGGUUUUUUGGCCAGCUACCCCAAUAUUCUCUACUAUUUCCAUGAAUGCUGUCGACCAGAGUGGAUUUCUUUCAACAAAACAGGUCUUGAGGUGGACCUAGAAAACAAACUGUUUGGUCAGCAUAUUGCAUCGCGAAUCAUCUCAAAAGCUGUAAAUGGGUUCAUGAAUAACGACAACCCAAAGAAGCCCCUGGUUCUCUCGCUGCACGGAUGGACUGGGACGGGAAAGAACUUUGUCAGUAAAAUGAUUGCAGAAAAUAUCUACAAGGAGGGAAUGCACAGCAGUUUUGUGCACGUUUUCACAUCUGAACUGCAUUUCCCACACGCCAGUCAAAUUGAGAUUUACAAGUCGCAGCUACAGCAAUGGAUCAAAGGCAAUGUCACCAACUGUGCCCAGUCCAUGUUUAUUUUUGAUGAGAUGGAUAAAAUGCACCCCGGUUUAAUUGACAGCAUUAAGCCUUACCUGGAUUAUUAUGACAAACUGGAUGGAGUGUCCUACCGAAAAGCUAUCUUUAUCUUUCUCAGCAAUGCUGGCGGGGAGAGCAUAAUACAGACAGCCUUAGAUUUCUGGAAGGCUGGUCGUGACAGAGAAGAGAUUGGGCUUAGUGAUGUAGAAACUGCGCUCUCUUUGUCUGUGUUUAAUAACAAGAAAAGUGGCCUGUGGCAUACAAGUUUGAUUGACAAGAACUUGGUGGAUUUCUUUGUUCCUUUUCUUCCAUUGGAAUACAAACACGUGGUUCAGUGCGCCUUGGCAGAGAUGGAAGCCAGAGAUCUAGAACCAGACAUGUCUAUCGCAGACCAAGUGGCUAGAGAUUUAAUUUACUUUCCCAAGUCUGAGAGAGUGUUCUCAGUCACAGGCUGCAAGACAAUAAUUAGUAAACUGGACUACUAUGUGUGAGUGUCUGGGGGAUGCCAAAAGUCACUACAUGCACUUUUAAAUAGGAGAGGCUUUCUGCCACAGCAUCACAAGCCAGUGGACACUUCUGUUCAUUGUGUUGAGAACAACGGGUUUUUACUGAACCUUUUUCUUAAGUCUUAGAGCUGAUGAAAGAGCACAGUGGCUCAUUUUACAGGAUCUGUAUCUGGGUUACAGUUUCUUAAAGUCUUGUAGACAGCCUUGUUUUUACUGUUAUACAUUUUUGGUUUACUGGAGAAAAAAACCCUGCAUUGUUAAAAUUUUUAAUCUACUGAAUAGUUUUUCGCCAACUACUGACUUGUGGUUGUAACAGAAAAUUGUUUAUCAUUUUGUGUAAUAAUUUAAAUGUGAUUGGAGAUGAAUUACAUUUUAAAGCUGAUAUUUUGUGACAAAAUUGUUGAUUUUAAAACAGUGGUCUGCAUUUUACUCUUCUACACUUGUACAUUGUCUUUUUGAUACAAUUGUCAUGUAUGUAAAAUGCUAUUGGCCUUUUAUACCAUUUUAUACAAGAGGGGCCUUGAGAAAUAAAAACUAUUUUGUGGAUGUUAAUGUGAACAAGAACCUGUGAUGUCCACAAAUGAAAAUAACAUUAAAAAAGUUAACUGUAAA
This is a messenger RNA of Boleophthalmus pectinirostris (great blue-spotted mudskipper), 1933 nucleotides long. It is a transcript of the gene tor1, whose product is annotated as torsin family 1. The record is from RefSeq and is a predicted model, not a curated record. Gene Ontology annotation, cellular component: nuclear envelope; endoplasmic reticulum; endoplasmic reticulum lumen. Lineage: Eukaryota; Metazoa; Chordata; Actinopteri; Gobiiformes; Gobiidae. Bases 293 to 1306 code for a protein of 337 amino acids. Gene Ontology annotation, biological process: nuclear membrane organization; protein localization to nucleus. Gene Ontology annotation, molecular function: kinesin binding; ATP hydrolysis activity; ATP binding. The transcript has 5 exons.